CAGCCACUCGCACUGAGAAGAAAACAGAUGAUAACAUCGUUCUCCACCAAAGCAGGGCUUUUAGAUCUUUUAGAUCUUGUUGCCAGCAGCCGUAAAGAUGGCAGGCCUGUGCUGGAUGGCUGUAACGCUGGGCUUGUUGCUGUCUGUUGGAAACAGUUCGGCUGAUUUUGAAAAACCAGACCAGAACCAACUUGCUCGAAUCGUUGAGAAGAUCUUGGCGGAUUAUACACCGAGGUACAAUGGCAAAAAGGGUGAAAGAUCCCCCAUGUUCAGUCUGGCUGUAAGCAUCCCUUACAACGGGAAAGAGUACGACAUCAGUCAAGUCAUUGCCUCCGACCCUCCUGAGGAAUUGCAGAAAACUAUUUUAAGAUGUGAAGUCUACAGAGGCACGAGGGUGGUUGCAGCCACACUUCUGAAAUGGCCAGAUGUUCUGGAGCAGUGUCCUGAUGAAAGAGUACAAUGGCCUCCUGUUCUUGAAAAAUGUCAACAAACUUCCAUGACAUGGGCUGAGGUCAAGAAUAGGUGUCCUAAUGCAGUUAAAAAGGGUACAGCUGAUCAUGCCGAGUACCGAACUCUGCAGGCCUUUAACACCUUAACAAAUAAUCUAGACAAAAACGAUUUCUUGCUUUUCUACGUUCUUUCUUCCCCAUGUGACCAAAGAUGCACAAGCGAAUCAAAUACCCUCAACAUUCUCGAUAGCAUAAAUAAGAUCAAGAAUUGGAAUAACUACGCUGUUGUGUUUUCCAAAGUAUUCAAGCCCAGAGGUGGUGCUGCCAUACCCACGGAGAACCUCAAAGGAUCGCUUGAGCGGCUUGGGAGUCCAAUUGGUUUGAAAAACAUAUACCGUUGCUACGGCCAAAACUCAGUGCAGUGCACAAGCUGCUCUAGCGGUAACCAAGUCACCCCCAACUGUUACACAGACGAGCCACAACCUGGUCCUAGCAGCAACUUGCCAUCCAAUUCACGCAUACUGCCUCAACGUGGCAGAAGCAAUUCCCCCUCACAAAGCAGUCAGGGCGAGAGAGACCAAAGAAACAACAACAUUAAUACGAGCAGAGGGGUUUCCACUAAUGUUGACGGCAAUCCAGGAGGGGUGGUGGGUCAGGGGGGCAGUGGAGGGGGCAAGCGCCGAAGAAGACGUGGCCGAGGCAAAAAAGGGAAAAAGACUAAUGAAGGUGAAGGAGUUUCCUCCUCACAAAGUGGCCUUGAGGUCCGUAAUACAGAUGUUGAGGGCAAUACAGGAGGAGGUCUGGGUGGAGCUGGCAGAGGCAAAGCCAGAAGGGUGGGUGGACGCAGAGUGGGGCAAGUACGACGACGUGGAGGGACAAACAAGCAGAAGAGCAACAAGGUACAGAGGAAGAAUAAAAGACAGAGCAGAGGAAACGCUGAAUGGAGCCAGGAGGCACAGGGGAGGCCUAGAAAGCAGAGUAGGAACAGGCAGAACGGUCAGCAGCCACAGAGGGGGGGAAAGCAGCGGGGCGGAGAAAUGAGGAGAAUUAACCAGCCGCAGAAGAGGAGGGGGAAAAAGAAGAGGCGUGGGUAAAGAAAGAGGAGUUAGCAGGAGGGCAGCGCAGGAUGAGCUUCAAAUCUAUAAAUCUAUUCAAACUGCCAUAACUCUUAAUAUGUGCACUUAGAAUAAAACUACUCUAAAUACAUGUUUAUGUGAAAACAAAAAUACAGGUUGCUUUGGAUUAAAGAGUCAAAUUAACUUAAAAUAUUGUGAUAAAUAAAUGCAGAGAUGUGAUGGUACUUCAAAAUAGAAGGCGACUGGCAACCUGACAGAAUUAAAGGGCCAUAACUCAGUGGGAGGGUCCGACUACGACCUAAAACGCACCAUUCAUCUUUGCACACUGGCCUACUACAUACUGAGUUUGAGGUCCAAAAAUCAUGUCUGCCAUCAGUGAGCUAAAUCAGCUAACUUGGGUAUUUCUGCUUCAUUAACAUGUUAGCCUCUUUGCGCAAGACUUUUUCCAGAUAACCAGCAGAUAUUUACAACAAGUUCCCCGAUUGGGUUGGAAACACUUGGCAGUCCUCAUAUCUUUGAUUAAAGUCAAUAGCUAAUAAAACAUAAAAUACUUUGAACAGUUUGUUUUCAAUACUGAUUAAUACUUUUUUAAUAUUAAAAACAGCUAAAGUGAUAGCAUGUAGGGGAGAGAGAUGUGUUAGAUUUCUGAAGUGAAUGCGUUAAAAAUAGAUUACUACUUCUGAAAAUAAUUUGCAUAAAAUGAGCAAAUGAGAUGAUAGUUGCAGGGAAGCAACUAGUGCAGCACCAAGAAGAGUCUUCAUGUAAUCGAACAUGAAAUGAAUCUCAUUUGUAUUUUUCUCGUACAGA
Molecule: messenger RNA, 2332 nt
Organism: Anoplopoma fimbria (sablefish)
Lineage: Eukaryota; Metazoa; Chordata; Actinopteri; Perciformes; Anoplopomatidae
Exons: 5
Coding region: 98-1543 (481 amino acids)
Source: RefSeq, a predicted model, not a curated record